AUGACCCUCACUUUGCAGACUCCUGUCCUGGGCACCCUGAGGCUCAUCCAGGCAGCCCCAAGCCCCUUCACCAGGACGCGAGACAGCAGGAACUAAGCCAUGACCUCUGGGUCAUGCCUGAGUGCUAGCACAAUGGCUGUCCCCACCAUGACUGGUAGCAGUGCGACCGCGAGUGCCUACAACUGCAGCAGCACCACUGCCCGCCCAGCCAGCUCCACGGAUCCCCAGAUGUGCUUCCCAAAGAAGCAGGACAAAAUGAAGAAGAGGGUCAUCUGGGGCAUCGAGGUGGCUGAGGAGCUGCUGUGGAAAGGCUGGGAGCUAGGGAAGGAGGUCACCAAGAACCUGGCUCUGAAAAAUCUAUCCUUCAAAAUCCAGAAGAUGAAGUACAGGCCCCCCAAGACCAAGUUCUUCUUCACGGUCAUCCCUCAGCCCAUCCUCCUGAGCCCAGGCAUAACCCUCACGCUCCCCAUCGUCUUCCGGCCUCUGGAGGAGAAGGAGUACGAGGACCAGCUGUGGUUUGAGAAAGCGGAGGGAAUGUUCUGUGUGGGCCUGAGGGCCAUCCUGCCUCGCCACCAUCUGAGCUGCCCACCGUCCCUGCAGUUGCCCCUGUGCGCCGUGGGGGACAUGGCCGAGGCCUGGUUCUGCCUGGAUAACGUCGGGGACCUGGCCACCUUCUUCACCUGGGAGUUCUCCAGCCCGUUCCAGAUGCUGCCCACCGAGGGGCUGCUGGAGCCAGGUCAGACUUGCCGGGUCAAGGUGACCUUUCAGCCCCUUAUGGCUGUCAUCUAUGAAGUCCAGGCCACGUGCUGGUAUGGGGAGGGCAGCAAGCAGAAGAGCAGCAUCCAGCUGCAGGCUACAGGCAAAUGCGCCCAGCUGCUGGUGAGCAUAAAGCAUAAGCAACCCGAGGACCAGGAUGUGGAGGGCUUCCAGCGAGUGCUGCACUUCGGCACUGUGGCUGUGGGCUGCAUCGCCGAGAGGCACAUCAGACUGUACAACCCAUCGGUGGUGAGUGCCCCCUUCAGGAUUGAAGUGGCCCCGGACACGCUGACCAAAGACCAGGCCUUCUCAUGCCCCACCACCUGUGGCAUCGUGCCCCCAGGAGAGAAGAGAUGCGUGUCUGUGUUUUUCCAUCCCAAGACCUUGGACGUCAGAACGAUGGACUACUUGUCCAUUCUACCCUCUGGCUGUGCCUCCCAAACUGUGAUCAAAGUCGUUGGUUUCUGUGGAGGUCCUGAAGUGUCCCUGCAGCACUACUGCGUCAAUUUCGGCCGGGUCGACCUCGGAGAGCGCUCGGAGCAGUCCCUGCGGAUUGAGAACAAAUCGGACUGCGUGGCCCACUUCCAGUUUGCCAUCGACUGCCAGGAGAGCGCCUUCAGCAUCAGACCCACCUUCGGGACCCUGGUGGGCAGGGCCCGCCUGACCCUGCUCUGUGCCUUCCAGCCCACUCACCCCACCAUCUACUUCCGGCGGGUGGCCUGUCUCAUCCACCACCAGGACCCCCUGUUCGUGGACCUGCUCGGGACCUGCCACUCGGACAGCACCAAGCCAGCCAUCCUGAGGCCUCAGCACAUCGCCUGGUACCGCACACACCUGGUGCGGGGCCUGACGCUCUACCCACCUGACAUCCUGGGCCUCAUGCUGAAUGACAAGAAGCUGGAGCGGGAUAAGAACGGGGCCCUCAUGAUUCCCACGGAGGACCUGCAGGACACGCCGGCCCUGCAGUACUCCCUCAUCCCCCCCACGACCGAGUACUUCUUCGACGGCACCAGGGACUUGGCCAUCUUCGCCCCACCCGUCAGCAUGGAGCCUUUUGAGGUGGAUUUCGGUGCCUGCCUCGGACCGGAGGAUCCCAACCCCGUUCCGUUGUGCCUGAUGAACCACACCAAGGGCAAGAUCACUGUGAUGUGGACGCACCGGUCUGACUGCCCCUUCUGGGUGACCCCAGAAACCUGCGAUGUGCCCCCACUCAAGUCCACGGCCAUGCGCCUGCACUUCAAGCCGCCUCACCCAAACUGCCUCUACAUGGUAGAGCUCGAAGCCUUUGCUGUCUACAAGGUGCUGCAGAACUUCAGUAGCAUCGAGGAGGACUGCACCGUGUGCCCCUCCUGGUGCCUGACGCUCCGGGCGCGGGGCCACAGCUGCAGUGCGGCCUUGGAGCGCCACAUCCCGCAGUACUGCCUGGACGUGCCCGCGCUCUUCCCCGCAGUGUCUCCCGGUGAGCCCUCCUACCGCAGCCUGCUCCUGACCAACAAGGGCUCCUUGCUGCUGACCUUCAACCUGGCCCCCAGCAGCAGCUCGGAUGUCUCCCUCCUGCCCAGCUCGGGCCUCUUGGCCCCCGGGGCCCAUCAGAUCUUCCUCGUCUGCACCUACCCCAAGGGCACCUCCUGGAAGCAGCACACUUUUUACUUGCAGUUCAAUUUUUGCCCCCAGUAUCUCAAGGAGGUGAGCAUGCAGAGCCGGGAGGAACCACUGCAGCUGAAGAUGGACACCUACAAAAGCAUCUUCUUCAAGCCCACGCGGGUGGGCUGCUCCUCUACCAGCCCCUUCACCUUCCACAACCCCUCGCGGCUGCCCUUGGAGUUUGACUGGCGGGUCUCCCAGCAGUACCGGAAGACGCUGGCCGUCCAGCCCGCCAGGGGGCUCAUCCAACCUAAUGAGAACCUCAUGCUGACGUGGACCUUCAGCCCUCUGGAGGAGACCAAGUACCUGUUCCGAGUAGGGGUGUGGGUCUGGGGAGCCGGCCGGCCCCCCAAAGCCAAGCCUCCCCCCACCACCCACUACAUGAUCCGGCUGGUGGGCAUGGGCAUCACCAGCACCCUCUCUGCGAAGGAGAAGGAGCUGGACUUCGGGAACAUGGUGGUGAAUGGCGAGCAGUCCAGGUUGCUGGCCAUCCUGAACGAGGGCAACUGUAUCCUCCAUUAUCGCCUGUUCCUGGAGCAGUGCAGCCCCGAGGGCGCCAGUGACGAAGCCCCCGCUCUUCGGCUGGACCACACAGAGGGGAGCAUGCCGCCCCGGUCCCAGGGCACCAUCUGCCUGACCGCCUGUCCCAACCGCCGGUCCCAGUACGCCUGGACCAUCAGCUACUCUCUCCUUUCCCACAGAGACAACAAGGCUGGGGAGAAGCAGGAGCUGUGUCACGUCUUCCUCACGGCCGUGUACCCCACGCUCUCCAUCCGGGACGCCUGCUCCAUGGGCAGCGCCGAGGGCAUCGCCCGGAGGCACCUGUGGCGUCUCUUCUCCCUGGACGUGCUCAACAGCUACUUGGAGCGUGACCCCUCCCCCUCCGAGCUCACCUACAAGGUGCCCACGCGGCACAGCACAAGUCAGAUCCCCUCCGUGCACACCCCUCUGAAGCUCGACUUCAAUUUUGGGGCAGCGCCCAUCGACGCCCCACCCUCCGUGGUGCUCCUGGCCCUGAGGAACAGCGGACUGGUGCCCCUGGACUGGGCCUUCCUCUUUCCACGUGACCAGCAGAUCGACCUGGAGCUGUGGGCAGAGCAGGCAGACUUCGACAGCACGGAGCUGCACCAAAUGCGCGUGCAGGACAAUUGCGUGUUCUCCGUCAGCCCCAAGGCUGGGAGCCUGAGUCCUGGGCAGGAGCAGGUGGUGGAGUUCAAAUACAGCCACCUGUUCAUUGGCACCGAUCACCUCCCAGUGCUCUUCAAAGUGUCCCAUGGCCGGGAGAUCCUGCUCCAUUUCAUAGGCGUGACGGUGCAGCUGGAUCAGAAGUACGUGCACUUCACCUCCACCAGCCACCAGUUCAUCCCGGUCUCGAUCGGCGACGCACGGCCCCCGCAGCAGAUCUAUGAGCUGUACAAUGGCGGCUCGGUGCCCGUGACCUACGAGAUCCAGACCGACAUCCUGUCACAGGUGCAGGAAAAAAAUUUUGAUCACCCCAUCUUCUGCUGCCUGAACCCCCGAGGGGAGAUCCAGCCAGGCACAACGGCCCGGGUCCUGUGGAUCUUCUCCCCCAUCGAGGCCAGGAGCUACACGGUGGACGUGCCCAUACACAUCCUGGGAUGGAACUUGGCCGUCGUCCAGUUCCAGGGAGUGGGCUAUGACCCGCAUGCCAUGGGGGACACGGUCCCUUUCUACAAAAUCUCCUCAUGGGACAACAGCUCCAUACACUCACGGAUGAUGGUUCCUGGACAGAACGUCUCCCUGUCCGAGUCUCACAUCUCCCUGGGGAACAUUCCUGUGCAGAGCAAGUGCAGCCGCCUGCUGUUCCUCAACAACACGUCCGAGAAGAAGACGAUCGUCUUCGUCUGGCAGCCGAAGCCUCUAGACUUCGGGGAGGUGUCUGUGAGCCCCAUGAAAGGGAAGGCCGCCCCAGGAGAGGGGGUCCCAUUUGUGGUGACUCUGAAGGCCUCCGUGCAUGCCAGUUUCUACAGCAUGGACCUUGUAUGCAAGGUGUACCACCAGGAACUCCUGAGGAAGUACUACAAGGAGCUGCAGGAGUGGAAGGAAGAGAAGGUGCGGCAGGAAGUGGAGUUCACUAUCACAGACAGGAAAGUGAAGAGCAGAGCAUGUUGUACAGCCUGCGAACCUAUGAGGAGGUACAAGACGCUGCCCCCUAUCAAGAAACAGCAGGCUCUCAACCAGCCCACCAGCUGGAAUCUUAAGAUCCCAAAGGAGGAGACAUCGUGGCCAUGCCCCCAGCUGCCCACGCCGGGCAUGCUCUACUUGGGCCUCACCGCACGCGCCCACGCCAUUGACUACUUCCUGGCCAACUUCUUCUCCGACUUUCCCCGACACUUCUUGCACUGGGAGCGGCCAAAGAGGAAGAACGUCAGGGAAGAGCCAGACGCCUCUGAGAAAGAACCCCCUGACAACUGGGGCCCCGUCUCGCAGCAGAAGAAGCAGCUUCUGGUUGACUGUCUCACGGCCAUCAUCAGGGGCCUGCUGGAAGACAAGACCUUCCACGAGGCCGUGGGCCAAAGCCUGGUGGAGCAGAUCCCUUACUUUUGCCAGUUCUGGAAUGAGCAGUCAGCCAGGCCCAUGGCCCUGAACAGAAGCCUGCACAUAGCCCCAGACCUGUUUCUGUCCUUCGACAGCUGGGAGGGCAGGGGAGACAGGGAGCAGCAGGAGGACAGGCGGAGGCUGCGGAGGCAAGAAGGGGAGGAAGAGAGAGAGAGGGACGAAGAGGAAGAGGAGGAGGUGGAAGAGGAAGAGGAGGAGGAAGAGGAGGUGAAUGAGGAGGAGGAGGCAGGCAAGGAGGAGCUGCAGGAGAAGGAGGAGGAGGAGGAGGAGAUGGAAGAGAGGAAGGAGAAGCUGGUCUGGACACACAUGGAGUCCACGCCGCAGCCUCUGCCCCAGGAGCCCCUGAACUGGCGGUGGCAGCAGCAGCUGAAGGCCAUCAUGAAGGAGGAGCAGGAGAAGGAUGAGAAGGAGGCCAUUAGCCGGCUCCUGGCUUUCGCCAGCCUGCAGGAGGCGCUGCUGGAGAACAUGAUCCAGAACAUCCUGGUGGAGGCGAGCCGAGGGGAGGUGGUGCUCACGUCGCGGCCGCGCGUCAUCACCCUGCCUCCCUUCAGCAGUUCCAGGAUUGCGACCCCAGACCUGCUGCCCACACCUCCCGUCCAGCCACAGCAAGCAGUGGCGCUGUGGCUGGUGGCACCGCCCCCUACCGGCUCUAUGAGGACGUCCUGCCGGGUCUCCUCUCCACCGUCCCACCAGUAA
Molecule: messenger RNA, 5676 nt
Organism: Phyllostomus hastatus (greater spear-nosed bat)
Lineage: Eukaryota; Metazoa; Chordata; Mammalia; Chiroptera; Phyllostomidae
Gene: CFAP65
Product: cilia and flagella associated protein 65
Source: RefSeq, a predicted model, not a curated record